UCCGCCAAAUCGUUUCUUCAUUCUUCCGAAUCAUAUAAAUGCACUGUCUCUCUCUCUGAGCUGUUUCAUCAAUACUCCAUUUAACGCCAUUCUCCAGAAAACCCUCUAUAGGAUAACACUCCACUAUUAAACAAUUCAUAUUUUAUACCAAAAUCAAUUUUGAAUGGUUCUUCACUGAUGGCGUCAUCGGCGUUCAAAUCGACGACUCGGAGAACUACCUUAGGAGGAGGUCCCGCGGGAGCCGAUGACUCCUCCGGUAGCUCUGGUAACAAAGCUCAUCGCCGUUCUAGGAGUCUCAGCCGAGUUUCCCACGGGCCGCGGCGCUAUGAGGAGCCUGUACAGGCUGACUUAGGCUACAAUGCUGCUCCGCGUGGGAAGUUUGUUAAUACGACUAGAGGAUCGGGAGUUCCUGAAAUCAGCCUUGAUGAUCUGGCGAUAGAGUUCUUUUCUCAAGAGGAGGACAGAGAAAAUAGUGACCGUGGCCGGUCAGAAAGGCGUGCGUCGGGGAUUGGACAUUGGGCGAGUGAAACAGCGUCGUCGAGGAGGCGUGGUAGGUCAGUUUCGAGACAGGGUUUGAAGACUUCUGCUGCUGAUCGGAAAAGCGUUGCUGCUGAUCGUUCCCGGAGUAACCUAGCUAAGUCAGAUGCCAGUUCGAGGAGAAGGAGGUCGGUUUCUGUUGUUCGAUAUCAGAUUAGUGAUUCGGAGAGUGAUCCAGAUCAUUAUCGAAAUUCCAACAGCCAAGUUGACAUCAAGAAGAGUCAGAGCAGCAAAAUUAGUGACUUUCCGUCAUCAAUGAAGCCAACAGCUGUAAAUAAUCCAAAAUUAAGGAGGUCUUUUAGCCAAAAAGACAUGUCUCUGUUACAUGAUGGCUACUCUAGUCACUCUUCUGCCUUGACUGACGAUGACACAAAGGAUGCUCUUAUCUGUAAAAAUGGCAUCGAGAAAACCAUUCGAGCAGUUUAUGCACAGAAAAAGGGUGAGCAUCCAAAUGGGGAUGUGAAUGGUGAACUGUACGAAGCAAUGAGAAAAGAACUCAGGCAUGCUGUUGAAGAAAUCAAAACUGAACUUGAACAAACCAUGGGGAAGAAAACUACUGGCUCCAAGUCAGGUCAUGUGGCCAGAAAGAGUUAUGCGACAAAAUUGGAGCAGGAAGACCAAAGAGGUAGGGAUCGGCGGAUUGUCAAAGAACUUCCUGAUACAAAAAGUUCUGCUGCUGGGCAGAAACAACCACGUAGAAAGAGAAGCAAUGAUAGAAACAGGACAUCAACACAAUUGAAUGAUGAGGCAGAGAAGUUUUUUGUGGAUUUCAUUGCAAAUAUAGAAGAUACAGAUUUUUCUUCAUUUGAUGGAGAAAGAAGUGAUGCAAGUUCCACAUUAGGAGGAAUAGCUAAGCCAAGGGACAGUAUUACUUAUGGGGAAGCAGUUAAUCAAAGUCCAGCAGGAGCUAAUUGUCAUCCUGUUGGAACUGACGGGGUUAUCUUCCCCUGGUUGCAGUGGGAGACAAGCAAUGAUGGUUCUUUCACUCCCAUAAAAGAAGUGGAAACUCCUGUUAGUACGAAACCGCCAAUAUGUGAUGCAAGACAGGACUUCACCUCCCCUCAGAAUGACGAUAGUUAUUCCAUGAGCAGCCAUGGGAGUUGGAGCCCAGCUAUUCAGCAGAGCCAACAGAAGAGUAGAACAAGCUAUACGAUUGAAGAUGGUGGAAACAUAUCAGGAGAACUUGAAAGUUGCCAAAGUUCAGGAUUUGAUAUGGCUGAAUACAACAAACUUAAACGAAGUGAAGAGCUGUUGUUUGAAAGGUAUCGAGAACGGAAUAGAAUUAGUUCAGGUGGUCUUUUACUUUGUGGUCAUUUUCGCUAGUUACAUUAUAUUUUGCUGAAACUCAUUUGCAGCUAGUAAAGUACAUAAGUUAAGUUAUUUAGGAGUAGCAAAAAAUUAUCAUGUAGUGAGUCUUGGAAGUUGGACUUUACUUCAUUUUGGAUUUUGGUUUGUUAAUGGUUCGGUCAUAUUUGCCCUCAUAGUUAUAUUUUGUUCAAAUAUACCCCUUACCCUAACGGAGACAAAGUAUAAGGAUACAUUUA
This is a messenger RNA of Solanum stenotomum, 2081 nucleotides long. RefSeq lists its product as uncharacterized. The transcript has 8 exons. The coding region runs from base 178 to 1860 and encodes 560 amino acids. NCBI's taxonomy places the organism in Eukaryota, Viridiplantae, Streptophyta, Magnoliopsida, Solanales, Solanaceae. The record is from RefSeq and is a predicted model, not a curated record.